Molecule: messenger RNA, 261 nt
Organism: Sparassis crispa
Lineage: Eukaryota; Fungi; Basidiomycota; Agaricomycetes; Polyporales; Sparassidaceae
Exons: 4
Coding region: 1-261 (86 amino acids)
Source: RefSeq, a predicted model, not a curated record
AUGUCGAACACCAAUGCCACUCAGGCGUUAACUGCACGCUUGGACUGGAGCGACACAACGGCGGCUGGCGCGGACUUCUACGUGGUCCUCGGGACGAGUACCCCGUCGCCUUCGAAACCAACUCGCGCCAAACUUGAACCUCGCCUGAAUCCAAGGUAUAUCCAAGACGGCCCUCGACAAUCCGGUUGCAAGAUGUCGCUCGGACCAUCGCCAUUCGGGUUGCAAGGCCAGUGCAAGGUGUUGGUUAACAUCGGCGACUAG